CACAAUGCCUUGCGUUCACGUCCCCUGCUUCCUGUUUAUUGUCACCGUCUCCACCGGUAAAAUUGUAACGUUUUCGCCGCUGUGCCGCCUUUAAAGAUCGGCCUGCAGCUGUUACUCUGAAGCUCUUCCUCGCCACUGCCUCGGUUCAGGAUGGAGGACUCAGAGACGGAGCUGGCGGUGUCGGAGCCAGACGCCCUGGGUGCAGACUUCAUUACGGUGGAGCUGGACACACAACCCAUUGAGUAUGUUGUGAAGUGGGCAGAGGUAGGGUCAAAGUUCACCAUCUCCUGUGUGAAGAAGGAUUCAGAUGAGGCGGAGCUGACGGCUGACCAGCUGAAGAUCGAGACUGACGAGGCCUUCUUUGCACCCUAUGAGGAGGUGUACCCCUGUGAGGUGACAGAGCAGAGCGUGGAAAUAAAGACAGACUCUGACGAUGAGGAGGACGCCGAGGAGGAGCAGGAGGUGCUGGUGGAGGCGGGUGGCAGCCAGCUGGACGGCGAGGCCGACUCGGACCAGGCUGACUUUGAGCCAGACGAGCGGCAGUACCGCUGCAGCUACUGCGGGAAGUGCUACAGUCACGCCUCCAGCCUGUACCGCCACCAGCAGACCCACACUGGGAAGAGCAGUGGGGCACCGCCACCAGUCAAACGGGCGCUGGAGUCGACACACCAAGACGCACGCUAUACCUGCCCCCACUGUGGGAUGAGCUUCAAAGGCAGCAGGAUGCUGGGCAGCCACCUGCGGUUGCAUGGGAAGCGUCGGAUCCACCCCUGCAACAUCUGCGGGAAGGAGUUCAACCAUAGCUCCAGCUUGUCGCGCCACCGCCUCAUCCACAAGAAAGGAAAAGGAAUCCCCAAGGACAUGGCCCUUGGGCCCAACAUGACCACCCUGCGCCACUCGCUGAAGGCUGGUGCCAAGAACAAGAAGACCAAGAGGCAGCGGCAUGUGGCAACCGCCAUUGUGCAAAGUCCGGGUGGCGAUAAGUUCUACGCCUGCCCGCAGUGUGACAUGAGCUUCCGCACAUCCACGCAGCUGUCCAAACACCAGGUGACCCAUGUCAAGGAACUACUGGACAACUACACACCUGGCAAGGAGAACCUGGGUGAGACCUCGUCCGACCUCAAGAUCCGCCUCAAGCUCUGCUCCCGCGACAAGCCCAACUUCUACACCCUCUGCAAGAAGAACCGCCGUCGCCGGGGCGGCCGGACCAGCAAACGAGGCUCCUCCACCUCCGAGGAGGAGGAGGGUGGAGGAGGAGGAGGCGGGCGCCACGGCUGCCGGCAGUGUGGGAAGCGUUCAGAACAUCCAGGGCUGUCUCUGUUUCUGAUCAAAGCGGAACUUGUAGCUGGUCAAGGUCAAGAACAGUUUUAG
Molecule: messenger RNA, 1371 nt
Organism: Monopterus albus (swamp eel)
Lineage: Eukaryota; Metazoa; Chordata; Actinopteri; Synbranchiformes; Synbranchidae
Product: zinc finger protein 485
Exons: 6
Coding region: 151-1371 (406 amino acids)
Biological process (GO): regulation of transcription by RNA polymerase II
Molecular function (GO): RNA polymerase II cis-regulatory region sequence-specific DNA binding; DNA-binding transcription factor activity, RNA polymerase II-specific
Source: RefSeq, a predicted model, not a curated record